Molecule: messenger RNA, 1281 nt
Organism: Rotaria sordida
Lineage: Eukaryota; Metazoa; Rotifera; Eurotatoria; Philodinida; Philodinidae
Source: the annotation of a GenBank genome assembly
AUGUUGUUCCUCAGCUUUGCUCUUCUCUGUCUCACUCAAUCAUUGUUGGCUGUCGACUUGUCUAUCUACAAAAGUUUUACUGAAGUUCGUCUGGCUCACAGUGGAAUCGGUGAUUAUGCCUAUGAAUUUGCAAAUGCUGAAUAUGACAGUAUAAUUGAUGGAUCAAUCAGUUGGGAAGGUACGCCAUUUGCUCGACAAGAAGUCUACAAUACAAUUGAAUCACUUCAAGAUGCAAAAGUAACAGUACGACGAUCUACAGUGUGCAAAUGUGAAACAAUUGAAGCUAAAAUUAUCGAUCCCAAUUCGAUGUUACUCCAAAAUUUGAAUACAGGAGCACAUUUUUAUGCUGAUAAAGAUUCGAUUGAAUAUACAUCGACAAGACCGAAUAAUGGUGGAAAAGCAUUGAUCCUUCAAUUCAACAAUGAAAAAACACAAUAUACUGGAACAUUGUCAUAUUUAAUGACAGGAAUUACAUGGAAACCUAGUUAUGAUCUACUUUUGACAGGCAACAAUGAAUGUCAACUUCGUUCCUAUGCAAAUAUCAAGAAUGAUCAACAACGAGAAUAUAUAGUAGACAAUACAAAUCUCUUAGGUGGUGAUGUGCAAUUAGCUACAACCAGUAAUGUAGAGUCUCUUCAUGGAUUUGAUGCUAGCAGAGCGUCUGUAAACAUGAAACCAAUUCAAAUGAUUGGUGAACAACAAGGUGUAUAUUCUUAUUCAUUGAAAGACAAAUAUACACUUCGUCCAUUGAGUUCUGUUCGUUUACCAUUCAUUGAUAUUGUUGCCAAAUAUCGAUUCUAUUACAAAGCAUUGACAAAUAUUGUCUCUGGAAACUAUCAAGGUGUUUUUCAAAGAAUGUAUGAUUUAACACCUGAUCAUUUCAUGCCAGCUGGUAUUAUUACUAUUCACGAAAAUCAAGUACUUGUUGGUCAAUCGAAUUUACCCGAUGUACCAAAAAAUUAUACACAAACAAUUGGCGUUGGUCAAGAUAAUGAUAUUCGCUAUUUGGUAAAAGGUAAUUUGACAUCAAAGACUGAUGCCAAUGCAACGAUACAAUUGGAAACUUAUGAAUUUGAUGUUCAAGUUAUGAAUCUUAAAGACAAAAAUGUUGAAGUUGAACUUGUUAUCCAAGGUGGUGUUCAAAUGAUUCUUGAUAAUACAACAUGCAAGUCGGCUAAAGUUAACGGAAAUCAAUUGAAUUUGCCAAGUCAUCUUGAAAAGGGUGAAAGUCGCAUGUGCAAAAUUAAUAUUACAGUCAGAUUGACACAAAUGAAUCAGUGA